Messenger RNA from Mesocestoides corti, 1539 nucleotides. NCBI's taxonomy places the organism in Eukaryota, Metazoa, Platyhelminthes, Cestoda, Cyclophyllidea, Mesocestoididae. The record is from the annotation of a GenBank genome assembly.
AUGGAUAUCGGUAAAACAGAUGCAGAGUAUCCCGAUGAUACAGCACUUCUUAGCUCUGCGGCCCACAAUAAUUCAAACCUGCCCCUGUUUCUUCCCUUUCAAAUGAUGGAAAGCCUUCUGGAGAAACUGAAACUUCUCGAAUACGAACACACAUACUGUAAUCCUAAUCGAAUCAAGGGUUUCUCUAAGCUUCAUUUCGCCAUUCCCACGAACCCGGGUGAACAGUUCAAUAGUUUUGUCAGUCUAUCUGCUUGGCUUAUUGGCCAAUCUGGUCACUAUAUAGAGCAACCCCAGGAACACGACGACCCUAACGCCACAAUUGCUACUAUACUUGAUUCUUUGCGCACUCUGACAGGUCAGACACCUGACUUUCCUCCCUCAAAGUUAAAAUCUGGUUGUGGUGAAUACUGUAUACAAGUGCUUGAUUUGUUGGCUGACACAGCUGUGAAAAACAGGAACCUAAACUAUGACCCCCCGCAGAUUGAGCAGGACGAUGAGGAGAGCCUUUCAGAUCGCUUAAAUAUUGUUGACAGAUCCAGUCAAGUGGACGACGUGACCGCUUCGACACCAGAGAAUGAUGAUUUGGUUGAGUGGACCGUAAACAAGGCUGGGAUCCUGCCAGAAGUAAGAGUCGGUAUUUGUGACUCAGAAGUGGAAGCAGAGAUAGAAGAAACUGGUGAUGAACUGAGACCAAUGGACUUGAAAUACUUGGACAAAUCUCAGACGAAUGUAAAUGAGGUGCACGGUGAAAAUAUAAAUAGCGAGGAUCCCUGCUUUGUCGAUCCCCACGGGCCUUUCGGAGGCCUCUUGAUGGGGACGGCGAGUUAUUACCGGAGUCGAGGUGGCUCCGAAGGCACCCCGGACAGCUUUUCGGGUGCAUGUAGAGGCAUUCUCGAGCCCACAGUAGAGCCCGGGGAAUGGCAAAUGGAAGUGGAACGGGUGCUGCCGCAACUGCGCAUUGUAAGUCGUCCAGAGACCAAAGACUGGCGAGGUCACUUGGACCAGGUCAAUAAUCAUCGUAAGGAAAUUGACUCGUGCUUUAAAGAUUCACGUAGUCACCUUCAACGCCUGCAGGAAGACCUCAGUCGAGGACUGGACAAAAUCAAUAGCCGGGAGAAGUAUAUCAAUACCCAGAUCGACCAAAUUCUAGCAGAAUACCGUUGUGUCCAGGACAGGCUGUGCAGGAUGAAAGAGCGCUACAACCAGGCAAGCGGUGGCAUAACCAAACGAAGUAAGGUCUUAACGGAGUUAUCAGAUGAGUUGGAGCGUGUGAAACAGGAGAUGGAUCAGCGAGGCUCAAGCAUGACAGACAGCUCUCCGGUGGUUCGCAUCAAGCAGGCCAUCCAGCGUCUCAAGGCCGAAAACGUUGCUAUGGAGAUUCGUAUUGGUGUGCUCGAGCAUACGCUCCUGCGAAUGCACUUGCGUGCACGAGAAGAAAGUCAAAAACCACUCUUCAUGCAUCCAUAUCCCCUAGAAGAGGCUGGCGGACGACUCCUCGCAUCUGGAUCUAAAGGGGGAGACAAUAAAGUCAGCUACUAG